Messenger RNA from Cyphellophora attinorum, 1782 nucleotides. Its product is annotated as Amidophosphoribosyltransferase. Bases 1 to 1782 code for a protein of 593 amino acids. The record is from RefSeq and is a predicted model, not a curated record. Gene Ontology annotation, cellular component: cytoplasm. The transcript has a single exon. Gene Ontology annotation, biological process: purine nucleotide biosynthetic process; purine nucleobase biosynthetic process. Gene Ontology annotation, molecular function: amidophosphoribosyltransferase activity. NCBI's taxonomy places the organism in Eukaryota, Fungi, Ascomycota, Eurotiomycetes, Chaetothyriales, Cyphellophoraceae.
AUGUGCGGCAUCCUCGCGCUCAUAUUGGCGAAUGCCAACUCGAACAACGCUGCCGUCGACCUUCACGAUGCGCUCUACCUCCUUCAACAUCGCGGGCAAGAUGCAUGCGGUAUAUCGACCUGUGCUCCUGGAGGACGGAUCUACCAGUGCAAGGGCAAUGGUCUUGCGGCCAAGGUCUUUCGAGAUGGCUCAAGAAUAAUGGACCUGCCUGGAUUCAUGGGUGUGGGCCACCUGCGAUAUCCCACAGCUGGCAGCAGCGCCAACGCAGAAGCGCAACCAUUCUACGUCAACAGCCCGUAUGGCAUCGUGUUCGCCCACAAUGGCAACCUCAUCAACGCGCCUGAACUCAAGCGAUUUCUCGAUUACGAAGCACAUCGUCACAUCAACACCGACAGCGAUAGCGAACUGAUGCUUAAUGUCUUCGCCAAUGAGCUGAACGAGACCGGAAAGGCCAGAGUCAACGAGAACGACAUCGCAAUGGCGCUCUCCCGCAUGUAUGCACGCUGUAAGGGCGGCUGGGCAUGUACAGCUAUGCUUGCUGGCUACGGCCUGAUCGGUUUUCGAGAUGCUUAUGGCAUUCGACCCCUUGUGCUGGGUGAGCGAGACUCCUCCGAAGGCUCUGGCAAGGACUACAUGAUGGCCUCCGAAUCUGUGGCGUUGGAACAGCUUGGCUUCAGCGUCAUCCGAGACAUACUUCCUGGCGAGGCCGUCAUCAUUGCAAAAGGCCUUGAGCCUCACUUCCGACAAGUCCAGGAACGCAAAGACUACGCGCCAGAUAUCUUCGAAUAUGUCUACUUCGCCAGGCCCGACUCUGUCAUGGAUGGGAUCAGUGUCCACCGCAGUCGGCAACAUAUGGGCGUUCGCCUAGCCGAGAAGAUCAAGGCUACACUCUCCGAGGCCGAGCUUCGCGAGAUCGACGUCGUUAUCCCAAUCCCAGAAACAUCCGUCACAUCGGCCUCUGUGGUCGCAAAAAUGCUGGACAAAGAAUACUGUCAAGGCUUCGUCAAGAACCGAUACGUCUUCCGCACCUUCAUCAUGCCCCAACAGAAAGAACGACAGAAGGGCGUCCGACGAAAACUCAACGCCAUGGCCAUGGAAUUCAAAGGCAGAAACGUCCUCCUCGUUGACGAUAGCAUUGUCCGAGGAACCACCUCCCGCGAAAUCGUAACAAUGGCCCGCCAAUCCGGGGCCCUCAAAGUCCACUUCGCCAGCUGCGCCCCACCCAUAACCCAUACACACAUCUAUGGUAUCGACCUGGCCUCCCCGUCCGAACUCGUUGCGCACAACUAUAUCGGCGAGUCCGCCAUUGCCGAACACAUUGGCGCCGACAGCGUCGUCUACCAGACCCUGGAUGACUUGAAGGCUUCCUGCACUGACGCCGCAAAAGAAGCGAACGCUACCACCGCGCCAACGAAUUUCGAGGUUGGCGUGUUUUGCGGGAAGUAUAUCACCCCCGUCGAUGAGGGAUAUUUCCAGCAUCUGGAAAAGCUCCGCGGCGAAAACAGGAAACUCAAAGUAGCGCAUGUUGCGAGACAAGCAGUCGCACAAGGCACCGCAGACGAAACACAGGUGCUGAUUGCGACGAAUGGAGUGGACGUUGCGGCUGAUGGGAAAGUUGUGCCUGCUUCCACAAACGGCACGCAUGCUCAUGCUGGAGCGCGGAUCCAGACGAACGGCAUCAAAGCUGGUGACGACGACAACGUGGACAAAUCGAGUCCAACUGUGCGGAUGAGUCAGGAUAUUUCGAUACACAACUACAACGACUUCCCGCCGGAUGGCUAG